Molecule: messenger RNA, 828 nt
Organism: Suillus paluster
Lineage: Eukaryota; Fungi; Basidiomycota; Agaricomycetes; Boletales; Suillaceae
Exons: 4
Coding region: 1-828 (275 amino acids)
Source: RefSeq, a predicted model, not a curated record
AUGGCGAUGGAAACUAGUGUUCGCCAGUAUUCGGAGCGACAAGGAGCAUCUUUACCAUUUGACGUUGGAGCUAACGAUAACGAAGGCAAGCUGUCGUGUCUGGUCGGGCUCUUGAAAGUUCACCGUGUCGAUGACAGCUUGCCACAUCUUGCGCGGGCUCACGAGACCCCGACCACCCGACCCACCAUCCUACAUCGUCCAGCCCGGCCAGCUCAUCUAUGCACAAACGUGGCCUACUGUUCCGCUACCCGCGGUAGUCCUACUGGCGCAUCAACGCCCAAAGUUCUACUCACGACUGACGAGGAGUCUAGAGAACUUGAUAUCGCCAUUGUAUUAGGUUCGGGCUGGCUCCAGGAUCCCACUUGGUGCUACUCUGUUACGCAUACGAAUCCAUUCCUUUUUGACCCUGAUCAACGCGAAAUAGUUCCGUCGCAUUGGAAAAUUGGGGAUGAUACUCUCAAUGCCCUCCGUUCUCGUCUUCAUACCGGACAGAACACUGGCACAGCGAACGAAGAAUCCAGCAAGCGCUUGACUUUCACGGUGAAUGAUUCUUGUCCUUACGUUUACAUCAAAGUGCACUCGUUGGGUUCAGAUACCCUAUCAUACACCGCUAGCGGACAAGCAGUUCACUGGGAGUCAGAACAGGGAUGGUUUGACGAGCUCAUCCCAAUAUCAAGAGACGUGAUGCUGAUAAAGGGUAUCGGCGGAGGUUUCUGGAUAGUGGACAAACUCGUGGUAUCGAUGCGGCGUGCUUUUCGGACAGUCAUUUCGAUCCUGACAUCAGUGAAUGCCACGCCCGGAAAGAACGGGACCCAUCCCAAACCCUAG